AUGUGCACAAUACCACCACCUCCCCCGCCACCAUCAUUGCCAGGCAUCGAUUCACCUGCUAAGACGCUCAAAAAGACUAAUGACAUUAAUAUUGACCCUGAUAUCCUUCUUUGGGCAUCUGAACAUCCUGAAUUAAAGGAUGCAUGCGUUAAGAAUGGCAUGUGCUUAUAUAAACCACCCUUUAAAUACAAGUAUAAGUAUUUUCAAUCAAGAAUGCAAAUUGGUCCAACCUGUGGCCUAGUGGCUAUGUCUAUGUUGGUUAACGGAGAAGCAACACCAGAUGAGUUAUUAAGCAUAGCUAAAUUAGAAGGUUAUACAAAUAAUGGUGAAAUGUUUAGUUGCAAACAAAUGGUCAAACUGGUUGAAAAAGUCCACAGCUUAACAGAAAUAGGCAAUAUUAGAUGUAUGUUGCAACAAGGAGGCUUGUUUAGCUCUGAAAUAAUUGAAAGACUCUUAAAUGGUGCUAUACUACUAGUUCCUUAUGAUGCUGACUGUAACCACGCCCCAUGUCUCCGGACUGGUCAUACAGCUCACUGGACCUUAGUCUGUGGUGUAAUUGUGGUAGAGGAGACUGCUAACUAUGAAGAUGAUCCGAAGAAUGUCUAUGUACUGUGUAAACAUGGAAAGUCAAGAUAUUUAGCAAUAUGGAAUCUAUUUGAUCUUGCAAAAAGUAACAAUAAUUUAUGGGAGUUUUCUCCAAAAAAAGGUGCUGAUGGGCUAGUAUAUAUCUUGCCAGAGGGAGGUAUUGGUGGCGAGAAUGGGUUGCGAGAUCAAUUUUUAAUAUUUGAGAAUAUUGAAGGAAUGCGUUUUUAA
Messenger RNA from Arctia plantaginis, 813 nucleotides. The record is from the annotation of a GenBank genome assembly. NCBI's taxonomy places the organism in Eukaryota, Metazoa, Arthropoda, Insecta, Lepidoptera, Erebidae.